Messenger RNA from Phytophthora sojae, 879 nucleotides. RefSeq lists its product as hypothetical. Gene Ontology annotation, molecular function: trans-2-enoyl-CoA reductase (NADPH) activity. The record is from RefSeq and is a predicted model, not a curated record. The coding region runs from base 1 to 879 and encodes 292 amino acids. The transcript has 6 exons. NCBI's taxonomy places the organism in Eukaryota, Oomycota, Peronosporomycetes, Peronosporales, Peronosporaceae. Gene Ontology annotation, cellular component: peroxisome. Gene Ontology annotation, biological process: phytol metabolic process.
AUGAUCCGCGCCCCCAACGCCUCGAGCAUCUACCGCCCCGACCUGUUCCAAGGCAAAGUGGCCAUCGUGACCGGAGGCGGCACUGGAAUCGGCCGCUGCAUUGCGCACGAACUCGCGUCGCUCGGCUGCUCGGUGGUGAUCGCAGCCAGAAAUGAGGAGCGUCUUCGUGCGGCGGCCGAGACAAUCCGCAGCCAAUUGGACGCCGCCGGCCGCGACCCGAAGGACGUGAUUCACCCGAUUGUGUGCGAUAUCCGCAAGGAGGAGCAGGUGAACAACCUGGUGGACGAGACGCUGGCUAAGUACAAGCGCAUCGACUUCCUCGUCAACAACGCGGGUGGGCAAUUCCGCGCGCCGAUUGAGAAGGUGAACCUGAAGGGCUGGGAGGCCAUCAUGAAGACGAACCUGAACGGCACGUUCAUGGUCACGAAGAAGGCGUACCACGCGUACAUGAAGGAGCACGGCGGCAGGAUCGUCAACAUCAUCCUCGUGAUCGACAAGGGCUACCCGUUGAUGGCGCACAGCGGUGCGGCACGUGCUGCCAUCGAGAACCUCAGCAAGUCGCUGUCCGUGGAGUGGGCAGCGUCGGGCAUCACGCUUAACUGCGUUGCUCCGGGGAUCAUCCUGUCGAGUGGUGUGGACAACUACGAGGGCGGAGCGGAGCAGUUCCACGUGGCAGCGAGAAGCGCCACGGCGGCGAAGCGUGUCGGGAGUGUCGAGGAAGUGUCGGCCGGCGUGCUGUACUACCUGUCCCCCGCUGGGGCGUAUGUGACGGGUGACACCAUGCACGUUGAUGGAGGUUGGCACCUGCUUGGCCCGCUGCUUGCCGUCCCUGCUCAUGAAAACAACCCCCCGUACGGCACAGUUGGCGCCAAGUUGUAA